GGGCCCCGCCCCGGGGCGGAGCCGAAGGCGCCGGGCUGGGAGCGGCGCGCGGGCAGCUCGGCCGGCACUCAGUGGCGGGGCGCGAGGGGACCCCGAGGAGACACAUGAGCCUCCUCCCCUGAGGGGCCCGGUCCCUGGAGGUCGGAAGGACCCGUGUCCCGCCGCCGCGCCCUGCCUGCGUCCGCGGGGUCCCCAAGGAAGAGCAGCAAGUCUGGGCCCCCACGCGAGGCGUCCCGAGGCCCCUCCGUGGGAGCCGCCCAGGAGCAGCGAGCGGUGGCCGGGAGAAGGGGCAGGCGGGUCGCCGGGCCGGAGCCCUGCCCCAGGCCAAUGAGGCCGGCACAUGUGGCCAGGCAGACCCGAGAGCCCCCGGAGGGGCGGGCCCCCCGCCAUGCAGUCCGACGACCUCUUUGUCCGCAGGCUUCGCCAGCCCGCCAGGCCGGCCCUGACCCCUCACACCUUUGAGCCCAGGGUGUCCCCUGGGCCCGGGGCUCCCCUGCUGCGGAGCGGCAGCGAUGCCGGGGAGGCGCGGCCCCCACCCACGGCGAGCCCCCGCGCCCGAGCCCACAGCAACGAGGAGGGGGGCCGCGGGGCCACCCCCGCCCGGCUCUUUGCCGACCCUCUGGCCUUGCUGGGCCUGCCGCCCGAGGGAGAGCCGCCCCCCGAAUUCCCGGCGGUCCCGGAGCCCCGCUGGUUCGCGCACUAUGAUGUCCAGAGCCUCCUCUUUGACUGGGGAGCCGGGGCCAGGGAGCCCCCCGACACCCCUCCCACCCCCGGCCCCGCUCAGGCCUCGGGCUCGGACCUGCUCCUGGGGGCUCCGGGCUUCCUGAGCGAGGUGGGGGGGGAGGGCGAGCUGGGCCUGGGCGGCUUGUUGCCCCCGGCUGCCCCCCCCUGGGCCAUUCCAUCCUGGAAACCCAACUCUUCAAACCGCUUGCUGGCCGCGCCUCCCUCUCCCGGCAAGCGUGGCUGUGGUGGACCCAGGCACCCGGCCCCGCCCCUCCCCGGCGGGCCUUUCCCGGCCUCCCCGGCCUUCCGGGCCCUGCUGCUGGCCAAGGCCCUCAACGGCGAGCAGGCGGCCAGCCGGGCGCGCAAGUUCCACGCCAUGGCCACGCGCACGCGGCGGGACUACCUGCUGGAGCUGGCCACCAACGAGGUGACCACGACCUCGCUGGACUCGGCCUCGCGCUUCGGCCUGCCCUCCCUGGGGGGUCGCCGGCGCGAGCGGCCCCGGGGCCCGGGCGGGGAGCUGCAGGCCCAGGGCGCCCUGGUGUGGGGGGUGCGGGCCGCCCCGGGGGGCGAGGAGGGGGCGCCCGAGGUCCCCUGCCUGCUGGGCGUCUCGGCCGAGACCCUGGUGCUGGUGGCCCCCCGGGACGGCCGGGUCGUCUUCAACUGUGCCUGCCGGGACAUACUGGCCUGGACCUUCUCCGAGCACCAGCUGGACCUGUACCACGGCCGGGGGGAGGUGCUGACCCUGCGGGUGGGUGGCGCCCCCGGCGAGGCCGUGGGCGAGAUCGUGGCCAGGCUGCAGCUGGUGAGCCGAGGCUGUGAGACCCGUGAGCUGGCGCUGCCCCGGGACGGCCAGGGCCGCCUGGGCUUUGAGGCGGACGAGGGGGGCUUCGUGAGCCACGUGGAGCGGUUCACCUUCGCCGAGACCGCCGGGCUGAGGCCGGGGGCUCGGCUCCUGAGGGUCUGUGGCCGCCCCCUCCCCCGGCUGGGACCCGGGGUCGCCGCCGCCCUCCUGCGCUCGGCCCCCAAGGUCUGCGUCACCGUCCUGCUUCCUGACGAGAGCGGCCGGCCCCGAAGGAGUUUCUCUGAGCUCUAUGAGAUGUCGCUGCAGGAGCCGGGGCGGCGGGGGCUCCAGGGCCCCGGGCCCGAGGGGGAGCCGGGAGCGGGUCUGCGCCCAGCCACCCUCCAGACGCUGCAAGGGCUGAGCCUGCGGGACGGCUCCCCGGCCCCCGGCCCCCCUCCAGGCCUCCCCGAAGAGAGGACCGAGUUCCUGCACAGUCAGAGCGAGCCCUCCCCUCAAAGCUCCCCGUCCGAUGGGGUCCCCGUCCUGCCAGAUGCCACCCCGGACCUCCUCUUGGUCGCUACCCAUAAGGCCCCACACCCUGGUCAGGCAGGGGCCGGGCCUCCGGACCAGGCUCUCCCUGGCACUUCCAUUGGACAAGAGGCUCUGGAGCACCCGGCCCCGCUGCCCCGGGAGCUGAGCGAUUCCUUCCUGCCUAGGACCCUCUCCCUGAGGAAUUCCAUCAGCAAGAUCCUGUCUGAGGCUGGAAGCGAGCCCCUGGACGAGGAGUGGAAAUCCAUUGCGGAGAUCGCGUCCACCUGCAACAGCAUCCUGGAGGCGCUCUCCCGGGAGGGGCAGCAGCUGCCGGAGGCCCGAGACCCCAGGGAAGCCUCCAAGGCCGAGUCCGACCCGGCCUCGGGAAGCCUGUCGGAGAAGGUCUCCCACCUGGAGAGCAUGCUGAAGAAGCUUCAGGAUGACCUGCAGAAGGAGAAGGCGGACAAGGCGGCCCUGCAGGAGGAGGUUCGGAGCCUCAGACACAACAACCGCCGGCUUCAGGCAGAGUCCCAGAGCGCCGCCGCCCGCCUGCUCAGGGCCUCCCAGCAGCUGGGGACCCCGGGCCCCUGACGCCCGCCUGCACCCGGGCCCAGGACCUCCUGCUGGGGCAGAAGUCCGGCGCUGCCCCGCCCCCACCUCCCACCUCCCCUCUGCCUCGGGCGGCAGGCGCCUUUCCCAGCAGCCUCGGGGGCCUGGAGUGGGGAGCCCCCAUGUACUGUGUAAAAGUGACCCCCUGCCCCCUCCUGGCCUUUCCCAGGAGCCUCCUGGACCCACCUCCAAGCCCAUCUGUAAAUAUCACCGGGCAGAGCUGCCCUUGUUUUGGAAAGUAAAGAGCCAGCGGGCACCGUGCGAGCA
This is a messenger RNA of Sarcophilus harrisii (Tasmanian devil), 2914 nucleotides long. RefSeq names its product signal-induced proliferation-associated 1 (gene SIPA1). Gene Ontology annotation, biological process: regulation of small GTPase mediated signal transduction; activation of GTPase activity; establishment of epithelial cell polarity. The transcript has 11 exons. The record is from RefSeq and is a predicted model, not a curated record. Bases 341 to 2629 code for a protein of 762 amino acids. Gene Ontology annotation, molecular function: GTPase activator activity; protein binding. Gene Ontology annotation, cellular component: plasma membrane; Golgi apparatus; cytoplasm. NCBI's taxonomy places the organism in Eukaryota, Metazoa, Chordata, Mammalia, Dasyuromorphia, Dasyuridae.